AUGGCUUUCUCUAACAACAUUACCUUUGGACUUGAGUACGAACUCAAGCUCCGUGUCACGGCAAGUCAACUCCAAAAGGAGCUCCAGAGUGACCCUUCCACCAAAAACAUCGAGGUCGUUACCGAUGCUGGUCAAGUUCGCCUCUCAAAGGUUGGACCCCAGUAUCUCCAGAACGAUUACCUCAACUUCGCUUUCCGCGACAACGUCGACCAUCCCCAGAGAACAACUCUGGUCAGCAAGGUUACUGGAGAGCAAUGCGAUUUCCGCGGGUACUCUACGGAGGCUCUCAGAAUCGUUCAAAAACGUCUCCAGGACAUUUCUGGCUACGAAGCAACAGCUAUCUACCAGGGUCAAGGUAAGCAGGCAGAUUUUUCCUCUGCCCCUCUUUAUCUGACCCAUGAUGCCAGUCUCAAUGGCCUCAACAAAGCUGCCAAGAUCGCUACUGGUCUAUGUACUGCAGACCAGACCGAUACCACAGAUUUCAUUGGAACGGAGAUCGUGACUGCNCCUCGCGACUCACCCCAGGAAGCCUGUGAUGAAGCCAACAAGAUCUCUGCAGCACUUCGUAGUGAUGGCCUCGACUAUCUUAUUGACGAUGAAUGUGCCAUGCACAUCCACGUCGGAAAACAGGACGGCACUCGCUUUGACAUCAAGACACUACAACAUCUCGCUUACCUGGUUCUGAUCUACGAGCAUGAAUUUGCCCGUAUGACUGUACCUCGCAAGCGUGGAGCCGAUUUCGAAACCAGAUCGAAUCGCUCCGACUUUGCAACCGAGUGCCCAUCACCGGAAUCACAUCACGCAUUCCUAUGCGACCAACAGGGCGUCAACACUGAAGGAUCUGUGGAAGUCGUCUGGAACUACCAGUCGCUGUCGCAGAUCCGCAAAGCCCUGUUUGACGAUGUAGACUCAGCAGAAGACCCUUACAAAGCCUUCGUCAACCUCAUGGGCGACAAGGGUCACAUCGUCAACUUUUCAUAUGCUGCUCGCGACAUCACCAAAAACGAGCCAGCAGCCACUGUCGAAUUCAGACAACAUCAAGGCACUCUCAACGGCAGCGAUGGUCUUCACUGGGCUCGUCAUUGUACAGCCCUCGUCGCCUUGGCCCAGAGACACGCCGAAACCAACACCCAAUACCCCAUCACCACCUGGUCAGACAACAUCGACAUCGAACAACUGUGGAGGGAGAUGAAACUGCCCGAACCCACCAAGCAAUUCUAUCGUAACCGUAUUGAGGAGUAUGAUGAGCGUUGGCCCGACAUNUUUCAGACUCCUCUUUGCGAACCCGACAUGGUUUUCGACGAUGACUUUUCNUUUUCUGACGAUGAAGAGUCUGAGGACUCUGAACCAAGCAUGACUGAAGAAGCCGAUGUACAGGAGAAGUGUUGA
This is a messenger RNA of Aureobasidium musti, 1389 nucleotides long. The record is from the annotation of a GenBank genome assembly. NCBI's taxonomy places the organism in Eukaryota, Fungi, Ascomycota, Dothideomycetes, Dothideales, Saccotheciaceae.